This is a messenger RNA of Linnemannia hyalina, 5130 nucleotides long. The record is from the annotation of a GenBank genome assembly. Lineage: Eukaryota; Fungi; Mortierellomycota; Mortierellomycetes; Mortierellales; Mortierellaceae.
AUGACAGCACCCGCUUACGAUUCAAGCACCUUUGCAACUUCAGCUCGUUCCCCAUCAACCUUCCAUGUCAACGCCUUUGAACAGCAAGCUCCUCAACCCAGUCAGACCACGAACGCCUAUAACUACCAUUCCACUUAUACCUUCAGCCAAGAGAUUGGCCAAGGCGACUCUAUGACCUUUACUCCCUCUCAGUACACCUUCCAGCCCCCUCACCAAACCCAACCGCAGCAGAACCAACAUGAGCAGCAGCAGCACUAUGAACAACAGCGGCAGCAACAACAACAAUACCAUGAGCAGCAACAACAACAGCAACAUACUUUUCACCAGUAUAGUACCGCGACAAGCGGCAAUGGCAUUCCAGCGUUGACAAAUGAGAUUGGGUUCAGUCACCGACCCACGUCCCAGUAUUAUCUGCCGGCCGCGCCUGCCUUGACUGUGACCCCACGCAGUAAACGGCCAAAGAGUUUGUCGGCCCAUGACUUCGUUGCUGAGACGACGGGCGUGGCCUCAGGGGUCGAUACAGGAGGAGGAGGAGCAAGAGGAGGGAGAAGGGGUGGCGGUGGAGAAGGUGGAGGAGGAGAGGAUGUCUACUACCAAACCUGGAUGAGGACUAGAAAGUGCGCCAAAGUCAAGGGCAAUAAACGACAAAAACAAAGCGAACGAACCCUUGAGCAGUACGACUUUAUUUCUCCAUAUGACGGAAACCUAACAGAGCCCUCGACCCUCCUUUGCCCAUUGGAAAAACUACAAAUAGAAUUCCGAGAGGAGAAUCGUCAGUCAUUGCCUGCAAAGUCCCGUCAGUCUAUCGGGGCCAUUAUCCCUCAGGUGCCACAUUCCUGGGUCCAGCCUCACUCAACGGAGCACCAACACCAUCGCCAUCCAGAGCAAGGAGGAGGAGGGGCAGGACUCGAACAAGCACCCACUCAAAAAAAGAAAUUGGCAUCGCGAAGGAGCUUUCACGAGUUUCAGUCUCAACAGGAACAACCGUCGCAGCCCUUCUCGGUCGAACAGAGCAAUUACUACCAGGCUUACCACCAACAGCAGCAAUACUAUCAGCAGCAAUUCUUACCGCAGCAGCAGCAACAGCAACAACAGCAGCAACAGCAACAACAGCAGCAACAGCAGCAACAGCAGCAGCAAUUCCAGCAGUGCCAACAGACGCCAAUGGAGAUUGCUCAGUACAGGACCUCACAAGGGAUGGCUUCACCACAUCCUCGCAAACAAAACACAGGGCUGGAUAUUCCAAUGUCGCCCAACCCGCCUAUGACCCCCUCGACAACAUCUGCCUCAAACGAUUCACCCAUGACGGUAUUGACAAGCCCACAGGGAUCAGGAAGGAGUAGCUCGAGCUUUCAGCCCCUCAAGACUACCGUCAGCCAGCAUUCAUCACCAUCGACAACACAGUACCGCAAAAAAUCUUUCAACUCAGGACCACUGCCAACACCUCUAUCCUCAGAGUUGUUACCCUUACCCUCCCAUACAGGAUCGCCUGUCGCCUCACCUUAUGGAUCUCCGUCCAAGCACGGAUCCAGCUAUAUGACCAUGCUGUCUGCUCGCAAGACCAGCAAUCCAACCGAGAUACCCAUUGUGUCACCCCGAGACUUGUAUAGACGGUCAGAGUCCUUCAGCGCCUUCAAACCACGGGCGACUCAGAGCCAUAACAACAGUUCCACGGACCUCAAUAACAACGGCGGCAACUCGUUCACCACACAUUGGAAUGUUCCCACCAGAGAUGACCCUAUGGAGGGUGAUUUGCCGACAGUUGCCGUCGAUUCUCAAUCGGCUUAUCAGCCACAGGAUGAAUACGCGACGGAGGUUUUAGGAAGCAAAUCAUGGCGUGACCAGGAUCAGUACGUCUCGCAGGGUGGCUCCACACGCGAGAAACACAAGCGCGAGAGCUUCUACGCAGCACUUCAAAACAACCAAGGUGGUACCCACCUCAACGGCAGCCACUAUUCAGACGUCUAUCAGGACGAUUCCAUACACCAAAAGGCGAACGCCAGGAUCAGCUCGCCCAAUCUUCCAGGUGGUAUCCCCCAAGCGAGGAAUAAGUCUCGGAGCAGUAUACCCUCAACACCGACAGCCGAACACAGGACUCGACCUACUCCACCACCUCGAUCUCGCUCGCGGACACCCGGAGGAAACUCAGUGGGCACCAACCAGAUGGCUACACCGACGCCUCAGCAUCCCCAAGUGCCUCAGCAGUACUCGGCUGAGAUUCAGCCCAUUCUUCGAAAGUCCAUGUUGACCGUGGACGACCCAAUGACGGGCUUUGCGCAGCGCCAGGACAACCAUUACUCGUCGCCAUCUACGCCCAACAGUCAAGAGGACUCCAACGCUUUCCGGCCUGGCGACUCUAUUCCUGUCCCCGUAGCUGAUUUGACCAAGCAUAUGAGUGGGUUGGAGUUCCGUGAGCCCGGCUCGAUGGGACUUCCCCAGCAGAAUGAGAUGUUGACUCCCGGUUCUCAUACAAGACAGACCUCGUCCAACAACAUGACAGGACCCAAUCGCCGGAGUAUUGCGUUUGACGUUUCCAACGCACCUAAUCGUUCGAACGGUGCUGGUCAAGGAGCAGACUCGGGUGGCUUUAGGAUGAAGGAUGUCGGGAUCAUUGUCUCUGGGCCAAAGGAUAGACAUUCUAUGAUUGCCGCCAACACCUCCAGCUCCAGCCGCAAGCGAGGAAAGACUCUCUCCGCCAUGGAUCCACCCAAGGAAAAGCCUGCGCCCACCAUGUUGCCACCAAUGUACAUGUCCACGACGACCCGAGCCAACAACGCUCCCUCGCCUAUGACCUCGAGGAUUCCAGGAUCCAAGAUUCCCAGCCCUUCCGGAGGACGAGGCACCAGCAGUCAAAGAGAUGCCGGAUCGAAAUCGAACUCGCGGUUGUUGGCGGUGAAUGCACAGUUCGCUGGCAGCCAGGAUGUCAAAACUAUCCGAGGAGGUGGCCCUGUUCAAGAAGCAGCUCGGUCCAGCAAUUCUUCCUUGUCAAACUCGUCGUACAGCCAGAGUGGAGGCGAAUCAGGACCGGCUGACAACUCGAAUGGUGGCAACGGCUCUAAUAGCAGCCUUCCCAAGCUCAAGGCUAACAGGAGUAUCUCCAACGGUAUUCUGACUGGCAUGAGCCGACGUCGCUCGAACGCUACUGACCCCAACAACGGCUCCAACGAAUUCGGACCCAUGAACACAAAUGAGCCCGCUGCACCCAACCAGCCUUCAUUCGCCAAACCCACCAACUCCCACGGAAACGUCCGACCCCCUGCGACCGCUCACACACUGCUUUCCCAGUCAGAGCUGAAGAAGACUCCCACCAGCGGUCUUCGAACCCCAACAGCUGUCAAGGAACUUCGAGCGUCUCCUUCUAAGGCAUAUAGCAAGGGUGCCACCCAUGUCUCGAAUCCGAUCAACACCUUUGCCAAUAGUCAACCUAUGCCGCUCUAUGGUCAAGGCCAGGCUAGCAUGGAUCCAAAGUCUACGACAACACCCUCUGGCGCCAGUCCAUUCCCAGCCCUGUCGCCCUAUGCUGCAUUGAAGAUGUAUGCCCCUUAUCUGAGUCUAUAUGAAAGGGCCGAGAUUGGCGAGUUCCCUCAAGUCUACUACGUUGGUCAAAACUGCCGCCAAAAGAGAACCGCCGGCAUGGAUGCCAACAGUAGCAACUUUGGUUAUGAUGAUGAACGAGGCGACUACCUCAUUGUCAACCACGACCACAUCUCUUACCGGUACGAAAUCUUGGACAUGCUUGGCAAAGGAUCAUUCGGACAAGUCGCCAAGUGCUACGACCACAAGACGGGCGAGUAUGUUGCGAUCAAAAUCAUUCGGAACAAGAAGCGGUUUCAUUGUCAGGCUGUCGUUGAGGUGAAGAUCCUGAGCAACUUGAAUAAAUGGGAUCCCGAGGACAAGCAUAAUUUGAUCCGCAUGACCGACAGCUUUUACUUCCGUAACCACCUUUGCAUUGCGUCCGAGUUGCUUUCUAUCAACCUGUACGAGUUCAUCAAGAGCAACUCCUUCCAGGGCUUCAGUCUCGGCUUGAUCAAGAGAUUCUGUACGCAGCUUUUGCAGACAUUGGAUUUGUUGAACAAGCACAAUGUUGUUCAUUGCGAUCUCAAGCCAGAGAACAUUUUGUUGAAGCACCCUACAAAGUCGAGCAUCAAGGUGAUUGAUUUUGGAAGCAGUUGUCUGGAGAACGAGAAAGUCUACACAUAUAUCCAGUCGCGGUUCUAUCGGUCGCCCGAGGUUAUUCUGGGGAUGUCAUACAACAUGGCCAUCGACAUGUGGUCACUUGGCUGCAUCCUGGCGGAACUGUACACAGGAUGUCCACUCUUCCCUGGAGAGAAUGAGCAAGAGCAACUGACCUGUAUCAUGGAGAUUCAAGGUAUUCCAGACCGGUACCUCGUGGAGAAGAGUUCCCGAAAGAAGGUCUUCUUUGAUUCCAACGGUAGCCCCAAGCUAGUGGUGAACUCGAAGGGCAAGAAGAGGAGACCUGGUUCUAAGACCCUGGGCCAAGCGCUGAAGUGCGCCGAUGUGUUGUUCUUGGACUUUAUCUCCAAGUGCCUGAUCUGGGAUCCGGAGAAGCGGAUGAAGCCUCGCGAAGGUUUGCAGCAUGAGUGGAUCUCUGAUGUCAAGUCACUUUCAAGGGCACAGUUCAGCCCGCCACUAUCCGAUAACUCUGCCUCUCGUCGCAAGAAUUCCGCAUAUGGAGGGCAGUCGACGAGUGGAUCCCGAAAGUUCAAGAACGACAUGGACGAGAAGAUGGGAUUCGGAUCGAGUCAAUUGUCCGUCAAGUCGUCAAAGACGCCGACGAACGGUGGACCGGUAUCGUACUCACAGUUCAAUGGCGGGUAUAACAGCAGCAGUGGGGGCGGCGGAGUGGCCAAGAUUUAUGGUGGUGGCCAGUACCUGCCACCGCCACAGCAACACCAUCAGCAGCAGGUGUAUUAUCAGCAACAACAACAGGGAUACCCUAAUCAGUAUGCGACACCUGCGGCAUCUUUGUCAUCGGCGACGUCGGCGACGUCGAAGCGGUUGACGUUUGGAGGAGGGGGAGGAGAUUUGGGACCUUCGUCGUAUCAGCAUGGGUCGCGCAAGAACGCGACGAGCAUGUAUGUGACAGGCACAGGUGUGCACGAUUACUAG